Molecule: messenger RNA, 4951 nt
Organism: Megalobrama amblycephala (Wuchang bream)
Lineage: Eukaryota; Metazoa; Chordata; Actinopteri; Cypriniformes; Xenocyprididae
Gene: tdrd12
Product: tudor domain containing 12
Exons: 37
Coding region: 461-4573 (1370 amino acids)
Biological process (GO): germ-line stem cell division; transposable element silencing
Source: RefSeq, a predicted model, not a curated record
GCCUUGAGUCUGCAGCGGUCAGGUGGUACAGCGGCACACGCAGGAGCUCAGGAAAUCUCCAUCUCACAAACUGUAAUUACGAGCUCUACGAGGACGUGAACGCUUUUUACAUGUUUAAACCUCGAAAUGAAGUAAUUUCAACCCAUAUUCUUAAAGAAAAUCAUUAUAUAGGUCAAUAUCUGCUGCACCUGAAUCUGUUCAAGUGAUUACGUCACUGAUUGCACGUCACGCCAACGGCUCGACCAUUUCACAACAAGCCGUCGAGAGUUUUUAGGGCUUGUUUUGUUUGUUCCAUGGAUGGCUCAUCUAAACAGACCAAUAAGAGACUAUAACUACUAGGGUUUCCCAGACACUUCUCUAAACUGCAGUUGUUCAGCAAAUAGUCCAAUCCCAAACUCACAGCACUGGUUGAAUCAGAAGUUGACUACAAACAAGCAAUUUUGCAGUGGAAAUCGAAGAAAUGUUAGAAAUACAAAUAAUCAAGAUUGAAGACCCAGGAUGUCUGUGGGCUCGUGUCCUGAAAGGACCAGGCAUUCAACCGGACAAUCCAGAGGAAUAUGAGCAGCUGAGGGUGAAAAUGAACCUCUUCUACCAUGAGGUCGACCUGGAUGUCCAAAAACUAAAGCCUGCUGAACUGAAGGAGGGUCUGGUGUGUGUGGUGUUCAGUCAGGCUCUGAAGAGCUGGUGUCGCGCCGUGGUCGAGUCUGUCAUGGACGCUCAGGCCUGGUGUUUGUUAGUAGACCAUGGAGAUCACAUCAUCGUCAGAGCGGAUGAUGUAAGAACUCCUCUUGAGAAGUUCCUGCAGCUUCCCUUCAGAGUCAGAUGCUUUAAACUGGCAGGAAUCCGUCCCAUGACUCUACAGGUGCCGAUCUCCGAAGACAUGGCCGAGCUUGUUCCAUCUUCAACAUGGGACAGCUCUGCCACAAAAUACUUGCACAAUCUAUUACAAGUGUCGACUCUUGUCGAAGCCGUUCUGUGUGAAACGCAUGCAGGCUGUUCUGCCGUUGAACUCUACUUGACUGUCAAUGAUACAAAGAUCUGUGUGAAUCAUGAGCUUGUGGCCAAGAAGUUUGCCUGUUUCAUAAGUGAGAAGUCCAAUGUGCCGGAAGGGACCAGAAAUGGAGAUCGAGCUCCUGUCAGCCUGGCGUGGGACAUUUACUCCAGCCCUCAUCAGCUCUUAGAGAUGAAAGGCUGCUGCCCAGUCAAAGCACCACCGCUGGAUAUUCUCCUCAGAAAAGAGCGGAAAGAUGAUCUACACCCACAGACAGAAACGGAGCAGCAGAAACCACCGGUGUCAGAGGAAAUACCCUCUCCGGUUAAACCUCGAGUCCAUAAACUGACCCGAAAUGCCGGAACUGAUACUAUUGGCAGAGGAUGGCGGAUCAGAGUCGAGGCCACUGACGUUAUCACAGAUGAAACCUCUGCGCCGGCCAACAUGAACAAGUCUCAAUACAUGAAGUUUAAAUUACAUUCAAAGCGGGUUCCUGAAUCUGUUGAAGAAAAGCAGCACAGUCCUGAUCAGACUGAAGAAAAAAACGUCGCUUUGACACCAGCGGCGAGUCCAGAAUCAUGUGCCAGUGGCUCCUCAGAGGAGCAGAAAGUGGCAGCUCUCUCACAAGAGCCAAGUCUUGAUGAUCAGCUGGCCUCUGCAAGACUCAUGCAGUUUCUGAACCCUGAUCCACUCAAUCCAGACCAAGAAUCUCUUGAUGCCAAAGUUGCGCGCUGUGAUCCAGGUCACUCUGGAGUUUUAGUGCACUCCCCCCUUCGUAUUACACCCUGCAGUAACCUGACACGAGCACCCAUCACUGAGCAAUUCAGAAAGUUCCUGCUGUGGAAGAAGUAUAAUGGGCCGAAUGUAGCGGAGAGUUACUGUUGGCCCGCUGUGGCGCGGGGGUUUGACACGGUACUGGUGUCGCACAGCGGUGACAAUCCUCUGUCCUACAUUCCUCCUCUGCUGAUGCUGUUACAGAUGGUUUCUGUCACCUCCAGUCUCGCUGCUCGCACUGGGCCUGUAGCCGUGAUUCUGUGUCCGGGCUGGGAGAAAGUUCAGACGGUGCUGGAGCUCCUGGAGGACAGUAGAGCAACUCAAAAUCUCCAUCCCACAAGUGUGCUGCUGGGCAUGGACCAGGAUGAGCCCAAGAAGUUCAAGAUCCAGAGGAACUGUCAGUUGCUGGUGACAACACCAUUUACCAUGAUGAGACUGCUGGAUGCUCAGUGCUUCCUUUUCCUGAGACUGUGUCACCUGGUGCUGGACGAGGCUGAUGUCCUUUAUUCACAAGCACCUGAGCAGAUGUCUGUGAUCCUGAAGCACUUCCAGAAGGUAGUGUCUGGGGAGGAGAGGUCCUCGUGUCCCAGGCAGAUCGUCGCAGUGGGCAGCCGCUGGAGCGCCGGAAUAGAGGCUCUGGUCCGAGAGCACAUGAUUUGCCCCUCCGUCAUCAUCACGGUGAUGGAGGAGGCCGCGCUGUACGGCAGGGUACAUCAGAGGGUCCAGCUCUGUCUGGACUGUGAUAAGAUCUCCGUUCUGCUCGGAUCUCUGGACUUCCACCCGCCCAAACCACAGAAAACACUCAUCAUUACCAACUCUGCCGAGGAGACAGAGCAUGUGUAUAAGGCUGUGGUCAACACUGCCGUAUUCACACUGAAAGCUCAUGAAGAUGUGACGGACCAGUUUGAGUUUGUCAUUGAUCAGUGGAGGAAAGACAUCGGCCAUGGAACGCAAGUCAUUCUGGUUACCAGCAACGACUGCCUCAAGGCUCUUGGUAUCCGGGACGCCACGUGCGUUGUCCAUUACGGGUUUCCCAGUUCCCCUAAGCUGUUCGGCAGCCGCCUCUUCUGCAUGUCAGAGAAUUUCAGAAGCCUUCCAGAUGUGGAUCCCGGCGAGAGCUGGUCUCCUGCAGCUCAGUCCGUGCUGCUGCUGUCAGAGCAGAACGCCCGUCACGUGUGCGGUGUGCUGCGCUACCUGAGGAGAGCCGGGGCUCUCCUGCCCCCCGAACUGCUACAGUUUGCUCUGGGUGUCCAGCAGGCCAAAGAGGAGCAGAAGACAGACAGACCCCUCUGCUGCUCGCUCAAGAGCUUCGGCUUCUGCAGGGACAGCACAGUUUGUCCAGAUAGACACAUGAUCAACAAAUCCCUGGAUCAUCCAAAGCACCUGGACACUAGCACUGUAAUGGUUUUGCCGCUGCUCAUAAAGACGGCGAACGUGUAUUCUGGCCGUAUCGUGAGCCAGAAAGACGACAGUUACGAGGCUCUCGCUGCUCAAAUGAACGCACACUACGCUGGAGAGAGACGCUGUGCUGUGGAAGUGCUGAAGGGAGAACUGUACGCCAUUCAGGAGGAGAACAUCUAUAACCGUGUGCGUGUGAUGGAGGUGCCGGAUAAAGGAGAGCAGCUGUUCAGCAGCGUCACUGCCUGCUUCAUCGAUGAGGGCCGCACACAGGAAGUGAAGUCACACCAGCUGCUCCAGCUUCCCGCUCAGUUCCAGGAUCUGCCAGACCAGGCUGUAGAGAUCAUCCUGUGCAGGGUUCAGCCCAUCGACGGGGAGGUGGACUGGAACCCCAAGGUGACCAGAGCCGUGAGUCAGAAGAUCAGAGGGAAGCUGCAUCAGGCCAGGGUCGUGAUGAGUGUGGGAAACACUGUCUGGGUUGAUCCGAUGGUGCGUAUGACGCGAGUGCCGGGUCUGAAGACCUACAUCAACGAGUAUAACGUCCACACUGAGAUCCUGGCCUCUGGGUUUGGUGUCAAUAAUCCUCAACACGUGGACCUGCUGAAGAGGGUUUUCCAAGGAGACCAGGACUACAACAUGCUGGAUCAGAACCUGACAGACAACAGGUAUGAGAGCCAUUCGUUGUCCUCAGAGAAGAGUCUUGCGGUCACAGAUGACCUGAUGACCAGCAGGAUGAAGGAUGUAGUCAGCGCUCAUAAUUCCAUGCGCUUCAUCCAGAGCCCUCAGAUCAGCAGUGCUGUCCUGAGCAACGGAGAUAGGGAGCCUUCAGAGGACAGCAGCAGUGUCAUCAGCCCCGAUCUGAACGGAUUCUCAACUCUGAACGGGACCAGCUCUGAAACAGAAAAAGUUGAAGCCCUGAAUGUCAACGAAUUACAGACUGUUAAUAAACUGCAGAGUUUCCAUAAUCCAGCCAUUUUCUCAUUCCAGCCUUCCAGUGUUUCCUGCAGUUUUCACCCGCAGAUCAAGUGGUUUCAGAGGGGUGAGUUUGUGACCGUCUGCGUGAAGCUCAUCAAUCCAGUGAUGCAGAAGUGUGAAUUCAACUCUGACACCGUCAUUUACAGUGGGUACGUGAAUGACCGCCAUUACUACGCAAAGCUUGAGCUGUUCGGUGACAUCAUCGCAGAGAGGUGCUCAUGGGAAAUCAAGUGCAAUGAGCCCGUGAUGAAGCUGAUGAAAAAGGAAAAGCAGGACUGGAGGACGCUCCUCAAACAUAAGAGUGCCUUUGUCAGCUAUGAGUUUGACUACAUUGAUGAGGCUCGUGUUUCUCCAGUAAACGGGCACUCGUUCCUGGCUGAGGUGGGAGAGGACGGCUGUUUCGUCAGCUCCGAGAGCGGCAGCGACAGCGACUGACACGACGGGCCUCAAAUACUAUACAUUAACUGAGCACAGCUGCCUCCACAUCAGUUUGGAGUAAAACUACAUCUAUUUCACUGUCUGUUGACCAAUAAUAAUGAUGAUAAUAAUAAUAAUAAUAGUUUUUUUUUGUGUGUGUGUGUUAUGAGUCCCACGGCUGUCUUCUCAAGGGCUUCUUUGAGUUACGCUAGUUUUGUUAAUAUAUCUACUUCAACAUCAACAAUGUUGUGAAGCGCUGCUUUGCUUGCAGUGCGUAAAGUGUUUUUGUUUGUGUUCUUUCAUAUGGAUAUUUAAGUUUGUUGUAGAUUUUCAUAAAUUACUACACUGUCUAAUAAUAUGCAUGUUCUUUGAUGCAAUAAAGUCACACCAAGCAUA